AUGAUCUUUUCAAAGACUGUCGCAACCCUCGCCACUCUGGGAUCGAUGAUGGCCCUCGCCCAGGCCGACAUGCUGUCGCUCUCCAACCCAACCAGCGGCACCACCUGGAAGGUCGGCGACACAGUGUUCUUGCAGUGGAAGGGCAACUGUGCUUCGAUGGGCAGCCCCGCCGCCAAGACAGUCGACGUGAACCUGAUGUCAGGACCCUCAACCGCGCUGCGUUUUGUCGCCAAGCUGGCCUCGAUCGACUGCUCCAACACCAACACCCGCAAGGAGUUCACUAUUCCCGCAGAUCUGGCCAAGCUUGUGAAAGAGGACGACGAUUACUCGCUCCAGGUCCAGACAGAGCCCCAACCCUCGUACUCGCCUACGUUCAAGAUUACGACUGGUGAUGGAUCUGUUGCUGUUGGUGCUGACGCCAAUGGAGGAGAGACGGUUGCGGCAGGAGCUGACCCUGCUUCGCACACGAGCGGUGCUGCGGGCGCUGCCUCGCCUAUCAAGAACGGAGGCUCGAUGGCUACUGGUGCUGCAGUUGCACUUGCUGCCGCUCAACACCCGAGAUCGUCUUUUGUCUGCCGUGCCCACGUCAAGCCCUGUCUGCCUCCUAAUCUCGUCUGGAUUGCGCAUCACAGUUCGCGGUUUCUGGUCAACUCAACAAAACACCACCCAUCCAGAACCUCCGUCAACAUGGCCGAUAAAGUAGCCAAGGACCAGCAAUACCAGUAUGCGCUCAACUCCAACUUGGUGCUCCACUCAAAUCGGUCCGACAACCCACGCAGAGGAAAUGAACCCACAGGAGAGGCCGAGUCCCUGUACGGUCGCAUUGACCCCAAGGAGUUUGGUAGCAGAGCAAUGAGAGACACAGCCAAGGUCGACGAGGCUAAAAAGAAAAAGUCCGAGCCUACCGAGAAGGACUUGGAGAGGCGCAAGAAGCGAGCAGAAGACAAGGCCCUCCGGAGCGCCUAUGGCUACUCUUCCGUCUUGGCGGCUACAGAGGAUCGCGAGAGCGGUGGAUACAGACCCAGGACGAGGGAAACACGACAGACCUACGAGCUGAUCCUGACAUUUGUCCAGCGUUAUCUCGGAGACGUCGCACAUGAUAUCGUCCGGAGUGCUGGUGACAUUGUCCUGGAGAUCCUUCAUACCGACACCCUCAAGGAUUUCGACAAGAAGAAGGGCGUCGAGGACGUUCUGGGUCCCGUCGACUCGGAUCAGUUUUCGGUCCUUCUCAACCUCGGCAAAAAGAUCACUGACUAUGCACCGGGCACCGAGGAGACGAGCGCCGUUGGCCAGGACGGAGAGGUCAAGAACGUUGGCGAUAUCGACGAACAAUACGGAGUCGCUGUUGUCUUUGACGAGGAGGAGGAGGAUGAGGACAUCUACUCCCUUCACUCUGAGUCUGAACACGAGGACGAGGACGCUGGUCUGGAUACUGCUCAGGAUGUGGUCGUUGGCGGCGCAGGAAAGGCCAAUCAGGAGGAAGAGGAAGCUAUGGAAGUCGACGAGGAUGUUGCUGUCCGCGUUGGAGCAACAGAGGGCAAGGUCGACACAUCAAAGAAGCUGCAGCCUCACCAGGUCGACGCCUACUGGUUGCAGCGUUUCAUCGCCACAUUCUACAAGGACGAGAUUGUUGCUCAGGAAAAGACCGAUGCCGCGAUGGAGAUCAUUGCCUCCGAGACAAUCAACAUGCGCGACUGCGAGAACGAGUUGAUGGCUUUGUUCGACUAUGACAAGUUCGAGCUCGUUAGCAUGCUCACCAGGAACCGCGAGGUCAUCGUCUGGUGCACACGCCUCGGAAAGGCCAGCGAGCAGGAGCGUACAGAGAUCGAGGGCAUGAUGAGAGAUAUCGGACUGGACUGGAUCAUCAAGGGCUUGGGCCAUCAGACCGGCAAGAAGUCCGACUUGCGUCGCCGUGGCGCAGGACAGGCUCCUACUGCUGCUGGGCCUACCGCCGUUUUGCCCAAGGAGAAGGGACCCGCCCCUACCACCUCUGCCCCUCGUCAGCUGAUCGACUUGGAUUCUAUGGCCUUUGCUCAGGGCUCGCAUUUGAUGUCCAACAAGAGCGUGCAUGUUCCCGAAGGAUCCUUCCGUCGCCAGAAGAAGGGAUACGAGGAAGUUCACGUCCCACAGCCCAAGAAGCCCACAACCGACCGUCCCCUCAAGGGCAAGGACGAGCUUCCAGUAUGGAUCCAGGAUUGCUUCCCCCAUGGAUUGAACCAGAUCCAGACUGCCGUCUACGAUGUCGCCUAUGGCUCUGAAGAGAACAUGUUGCUGUGUGCCCCCACUGGAGCUGGUAAAACCAACUGUGCCAUGCUCACAGUCUUGAACGAGAUCGAGAAGCAUCGCGACCCAGACACUGGAGUGAUUGACAAGGACAACUUCAAGGUCGUCUACAUUGCCCCCAUGAAGGCCUUGGUCCAGGAAAUGGUCGAGAACUUUGGCAAGCGUCUGGCGCCCUUUGGACUCUCGGUUCAGGAGUUGACAGGUGAUCGCCAGAUGAACAAGCAGCAGAUCGCCGAGACCCAGAUGAUCGUCACCACCCCCGAAAAGUGGGACAUUAUUACCCGCAAGGCCACCGACAGGAGCUACACCAACUUGGUCCGCCUCAUCAUCAUCGAUGAGAUUCAUUUGCUGCACGACGACCGUGGUCCCGUUCUGGAGUCGAUUGUCGCCCGUACUUUGCGCCACAUGGAGCAGUCUCAGGAGUUGAUCCGUUUGGUUGGUCUUUCCGCUACGCUUCCCAACUAUGUCGACGUCGCCACUUUCCUGCGUGUCGACACCAACCGCGGAAUGUUCCACUUUGACAGCACCUGGAGACCUUGCCCCUUGAAGCAAGAGUUCAUCGGUAUCACGGAGAAGAAGGCCAUCAAGCGUUUCCAGGUCAUGAACGAGGUCACCUACGAAAAAGUUAUGGAGCACGUCGUCCAACCCGAGGGCGACCAGGUCCUGAUCUUUGUCCACUCUCGCAAGGAGACCGCUAAGACCGCCCAGGCCAUUCGCGACAUGGCUUUGGAGAAGGAUACGAUCGCCCAUUUCGCCAGACCCGACGGUGGUGCCCGAGAGAUUCUGUUGUCGGAAGCUGAGCAAGCGUCCGACCCAGCCUUGAAGGACAUCCUCCCUUACGGUUUUGCUACCCAUCACGCCGGUAUGACCCGCCCUGAUCGUGAGGCCGUCGAGGAACUUUUCAUGGCUGGCCACAUCAAGGUUCUUGUCUCGACCGCCACCUUGGCUUGGGGAGUCAACUUGCCCGCUCACACUGUCAUCAUAAAGGGAACUCAGGUCUACUCGCCCGAGAAGGGUCGCUGGGCCGAGCUGUCUCCUCAGGAUGUCCUCCAGAUGUUGGGACGUGCCGGUCGUCCCCAGUUCGACGAAUUUGGUGAGGGUAUUAUUAUCACCAACCACUCUGAGCUUCAGUACUACUUGUCAUUGAUGAACCAGCAGCUUCCCAUCGAGUCCCAGUUCGUCACCAAGCUUGCCGACAACCUGAACGCUGAAAUCGUCCUCGGAACCAUCAAGAAUCGCGACGAGGCCGUCCAGUGGCUUGGAUACACCUACCUCUAUGUCCGCAUGCUCCGCAACCCAUCCCUGUAUGGCGUUUCUCCCGACGACCUCGACGAUGACCCUUACCUGCAAAAGAAGCGCGUCGACAUUAUUCACUCUGCGGCAACUAUUCUGGACAAGUGCAACAUGAUCAAGUACGACAAGCGCACAGGAAAGUUCCAGGGCACUGAGCUCGGACGCAUUGCCUCGCACUACUACAUAUCGCACAACUCCAUGGCCACUUACAACCAGCACUUGAAGCCCAUGAUGUCGCACAUUGAGCUCUUCCGCGUCUUCUCGCUCAGUGACGAGUUCAAGUAUAUCCCGGUCCGUGAGGAGGAGAAGGCUGAGCUACAGAAGUGGCUCGAGCAGGUCCCCGUCCCUGUCAAGGAGAGCAUCGAGGAGCCCACCGCCAAGAUCAACGUCCUGUUGCAAUCGUACAUUUCGCAGCUCAAGCUGGAGGGAUUCGCCUUGGUCAGCGACAUGGUUUAUGUCACCCAGAGCAGCGGUCGUAUCCUGCGCGCUAUCUUUGAGAUUUGUCUCCGUCGCGGAUGGGCACAGCUCACACGCAAGGCAUUGGAUCUCUGCAAGAUGGUGGAGAAGCGUCAGUGGCUCUCAAUGACCCCCCUGCGUCAGUUCAAGGGAAUCAACCCAGAGCUGAUCAAGAAGAUUGAGCGCAAGGAGUUUGAGUGGGUCCGCUACUUUGACCUCUCCUCCCAGGAGAUUGGCGAGCUCGUCGGUGUCCCCAAGGCCGGCAAGCUUCUCGAGCGCUACGUCCACGAGUUCCCCAAGCUGGAUCUCCAGUCCCACGUCCAGCCCCUGACCCGCUCGAUCCUCAAGGUUGAGCUCACGAUCACGCCCGACUUCAAGUGGGACGAGAAGGUGCACGGAACAGCUGAGGCAUUUUGGAUUUUGGUCGAGGAUGUCGACGGCGAGAUGAUCUUACAUCAGGAGUCCUUCAUUUUGAAGCAGCAGUACGCCGAGGAAGAGCACCUGAUGACCUUCACCGUCCCUCUGUUCGACCCUCUCCCUCCCAACUACUUUGUCAGCAUCGUUUCCGACCGCUGGCUUCACUCGGAGACCCGUUUUCCCAUCUCGUUCAAGCAUUUGAUCUUGCCCGAGAAGUACCCUCCCCACACCGAACUCUUGGACCUCCAGUCUCUUCCCGUCACCGCCCUGCGUAACCGUGAGUUUGAGGAGAUCUUUUCCCAGACCCUCAGCAAGUUCAACCCCAUCCAGACCCAGACCUUCAACACCCUCUACACCCUCGACGACAACGUCUUUGUGGGUGCCCCCACCGGAUCUGGCAAGACCAUUUGCGCCGAGUUUGCCAUGAUGCGUCAGUGGAACAAGAAGCCUGUCAAGGGAGUCAGGGGUCGCAUCGUCUACAUUGCACCCCACCAGGAGGUUGUCGAUGUACGUCGUCAGGAGUGGCACGCCAAGUUUGGAGACGUUCAGGGAGGCAAGACGAUUUUGUCAUUGACUGGAGAGACCAGCGCAGAUUUGAAGAUUCUCGAGCGCGGCGAUGUUAUCUUGGCUACCCCUGGUCAAUGGGACGUGAUCUCUCGUCGUUGGAAGCAGCGCAAGAACGUUCAGACUGUCCAGCUCUUUAUUGCCGACGAGUUGCACAUGAUCGGAGGAGAUAUUGGCCCUACCUACGAGGUCAUCGUUUCCAGGAUGCGUUACAUCGCCUCGCAAGUCGAGAGCAAGAUCCGCAUUGUCGCUUUGAGCACAUCGCUGGCCAACGCUCGCGACCUCGGCGAGUGGAUCGGAGCCACCAGCCACUCUGUGUUCAACUUCCACCCCAUGGUCCGCCCUCUUCCUUUGGAUGUCCAUAUCCAGAGCUACACCAUCCCUCACUUUGCCUCCUGGAUGAUCGCCAUGGCCAAGCCUACCUAUACCGCCAUUACUACACAUUCGCCCGAGAAACCUGUCAUUGUGUUUGUGCCCUCAAGGAAGCAGUGCCGCCUCACUGUCACGGAGCUGUUGACCCUCUGUGCUGCAGAUGACACACCUAAGCGCUUCCUUCACUGCGAGGAGGAUGUUUUGAAACCACAUCUGGAGCACGUUCAGGAUUCGGCUUUGGCGUCUGCACUGGAGCACGGAAUCGGAUUCUUCCAUGAGGCUCUGAGCAAGGGUGACAAACGCGUGGUGGAGAAGCUGUUCGAGUCGGGUGCUAUCCAGGUCGUUGUUGCUUCAAGAGACACAUGCUGGGGCAUUCCUUUGAGCUCGUACAUGGUUGUUGUUAUGGGAACUCAGUAUUAUGACGGCAAGGACCAUCGCUAUGCCGACUACCCUACCACGGACGUUCUCCAGAUGAUGGGCCGUGCCUGCCGCCCUCAGGAUGACGAGUCGAGCCGCUGUGUCCUCAUGUGCCAGUCCAACAGGAAGGAGUUUUACAAGAAGUUCUUGUUCGAGGCCUUGCCCGUGGAGUCGCACUUGGAUCACUUCUUGCACGACCACUUCAACGCCGAGAUUGUGACCAAGACGAUCGAGAACAAGCAGGAUGCCGUCGACUAUCUCACAUGGACCUUCCUUUACAGACGUAUGGCCCAGAACCCCAACUACUACAACCUCCAGGGCGUGACACAUCGUCAUUUGUCGGACCACUUGUCGGAGCUGGUGGAGACGACGAUCAAUGAUUUGGUCACCUCCAAGUGCAUUGCGAUCGAGGACGAGAUGGACGUGUCGCCGCUGAACCUGGGUAUGAUUGCCGCCUACUACAACAUCAACUUUUCAACGGUCGAAUUAUUCAGCUCCAGUUUGACACCCACGACCAAGCUAAAGGGACUGUUGGAGAUCAUUUCGACUGCCGCCGAGUACGAGUCGAUCCCUAUCCGCCACCACGAGGACCAGGUCUUGAAGCGCGUAUAUGAGCGUCUCCCCGUCAAGUUGAGCAACGUCAAGUUCAACAGCCCGCACCACAAGGCCAACAUUUUGUUGCAGGCACACUUCUCCCGUACCCAGUUGCCUGCAGAUCUGGCUUCGGACCAGGCGUUGGUUGUAGGCCAGGUGAUUCCUCUGUUGCAGGCUUGCGUGGAUGUCAUUUCGUCGAACGGAUGGUUGCCACCCGCAUUGGCGGCUAUGGAGUUGGCGCAGAUGAGCGUACAGGCGAUGUGGGAUCGGGAUUCGCCCCUGAAGCAGAUCCCUUACAUGACCAACGAGCGUGUUAAACGUUGUGAGGCCAAGGGAGUCGAGUCAGUGUUUGAUAUCCAGGAUCUGGAGGAUAAGGAUCGUGACGCUGCUCUUCAGGUGGAUGAGCGCCAGAUGCGUGCUAUUGCAGCAUUCGUCAACCGGUACCCCAGCGUUGAGGUGGAGUAUGGCAUUGAGGACGAGAACGAUAUCAAGGCUGGCCAGCCUGUUGUGAUUGAGGUUCAACUGGAGCGUGAUGGCGAUGAGGAUGAUGGCGAGUUGAGCAGCGUACCGGCACCGUUCUUCCCCGGAAAGAAGGACGAGGGUUGGUGGAUUGUUGUCGGUGAUCCCUCGACCAAGACACUGUUGGCGAUCAAGAGGAUUACGCUGCAGCGCAAGCUGAGGGUGAAGCUGGAGUUUGUGUGCCCCCGUGCGGGUAACCAGACCUACAAGCUGUACACGAUGUGCGACAGUUUCCUUGGAUGCGAUCAGGAGUUUGAUCUUGAGCUGGAGGUUGGUGAGGCUGAGGAGGACAGCGACGAGGAGGACGAGGAGGACUCUGAUGUCGAGAUGCAGGAGUAG
Molecule: messenger RNA, 7254 nt
Organism: Linnemannia hyalina
Lineage: Eukaryota; Fungi; Mortierellomycota; Mortierellomycetes; Mortierellales; Mortierellaceae
Source: the annotation of a GenBank genome assembly